Caenorhabditis angaria is the source of this 585-nucleotide messenger RNA. The record is from the annotation of a GenBank genome assembly. NCBI's taxonomy places the organism in Eukaryota, Metazoa, Nematoda, Chromadorea, Rhabditida, Rhabditidae.
AUGAUUCUGAAAGUCUUGAUGUUGUUGGUGUGUGUUCAAUUGGUGGAUUUGUGUCGUUUGAGAUGUCGUGAAAGAGAAAAAUGUGAUGAUGGCUGGACAUAUUACAAACGGAAUACAUCUGGAUGGUGUAUGAAAGUGUUUGGGGGAAGUUUGAACAGGACACAAGCUAAAGCAGUGUGUUCUGAAGUUGGAGCUGUUAUGUCAUCAAUCGAUAACUCGACAAUGGCUAGUUUCAUUAGAAAUUUGACAAAUUCGGUGAGUGCUAGCAUGACUUGGCUUGGUGCAGAACUGAAAUCUGAAUGCCAAUGUGGAGAUUAUGCCUGUCCAGGAACUAAUGAUUGCGGCCCAAAUGGAUAUUAUUGGACUGAUGGUUUUACGACAUCGAAUGAUUACAUUACAAGUAAUUUGAUUCCAGCGACAGUACAAUAUUAUUGGAUACCGCUCGAAGGAGCCAUUCUUAUUAAAUCAGGUAAGUAACAAAAAAUGAGACAUACUGAAAUCACCGACAUUUUUUUAGGGAUGACCGCUUAUGGUUCUGAUGAUAUUGCAGAUUCCGUGAUUUGUGGAAAACAAUAUGUUAAUUGA